Messenger RNA from Salvia hispanica, 2644 nucleotides. NCBI's taxonomy places the organism in Eukaryota, Viridiplantae, Streptophyta, Magnoliopsida, Lamiales, Lamiaceae. The record is from RefSeq and is a predicted model, not a curated record.
AUGGAUCCGAGUCAAUACCCGAGCCCGAAUAAUGUCGACGACGAUAUGCCGAUGUUUGGAGGAGGAGGCGGCGGCACAAGGCGAUCGAGGAGUUCGGAGGUUAUCGCGAGGACUCUCACUAGGGCUUCCACUAGGGCAUCCAUCGUGGAUGCCCUAAUUGUGAGACUAAAGUCCUAUAAAGGGAUUUGGGAGAGAUUAAGUAAGGAUUCAUUGGUUUAUCCAAGUGUUGUUACAUACAAUGUCGUGAUCAGUGGUUUGUGUAAGUGUGGGAGGUUCGGAGAGGGCGUGGAGCUGUGGAAAAGGAUGAGACAGAAUGAACGGAAAAUGGAUUUAUACACGUACAGUGCUUUGAUUCAUGGGAUGUGUGAAACUGGGGAUAUUGAUGGGGCUGAGAGGGUUUAUAAAGAGAUGGCUGAGAGUAAGAUAUCACCCGAUUCUAUUGUAUAUAAUGCAAUGCUGAACGGCUAUUUGAAGGCUGGGAGAGUUGAUGACUGUUUGAGGUUGUGGGAGUUGAUGGGGAAGGAGGGUACGCGAAGUGUUGCUAGUUUUAAUAUAUUGAUGAAAGGGCUAUUUGAUCAUGGUGACAUAGGCAAAGCAUCCUCUGUAUGGGAGCUCAUGCAGGAGAGUGGUGUUGCUGCUGAUUCCACAACUCAUGGUAUUUUAGUCCAUGGGCUGUGUGACAAUGGAUACAGCAGCUAUGGUUUACAUGCAUUGAAGACUGCUGAGGGGAAAGGAGAUGCUCUAGAUUGCUUUGCUUAUUCAGCAAUGAUCAACAGGUUAUGUAAAGAAGGAAAAAUUGAUGAAGCAGCUUCUGUGCUGAAUGACAUGGUUAAAACUGGCCUUGUGCCGAAUGCUCAUGUUUACAAUGCUCUGAUCAAUGGUCUUGUAGGUACUUCUAAGAUUGAGGAUGCAAUUAGGUUGUACCAUGAGAUGGGAAAGGCACAUUGUUCCCCCACUGUUGUUACCUACAAUACUCUUAUAAAUGGGAUGUGCAAGGCUGAAAGGUUUGGUGAAGCGUAUGACCUUGUGAAAGAAAUGCUGGAGGCUGGAUGGCAGCCAGGUGUUAUCACUAUUAGCAUAUUGAUAAAAGGUCUCUGUUUAAGACAUAAGGAAGACAUGGCUCUUAAUCUAUGGAACCAAGGUAUUAGCAAAGGUCUUAAACCUGAUGUACAGAUGCACAAUAUUUUGAUUCACGGCCUCUGUGCUGCCGGCAAAACUCAACUUGCUCUGUCAUUAUACUUGGACAUGGGUCAUUUCAAUUGUGCACCAAACCUUGUUACCCACAAUACUCUUAUGGAAGGUUUUUAUAAAGAGGGUGACCUAAGAAACGCUACUGUAAUCUGGGCUCGCAUCUUAAGAAAUGGUCUACAGCCAGAUGUCAUUUCUUAUAACAUUGCACUUAAAGAUCCAAAAUAAUUUGGUUCAUGAAACGACUGACAGUGCAGAUGACAUGAUUGCUGAGAUUUAGUGAGGAACGGGGGAUGCAGGGUAAGAUAAUUUUCCCUUGCUGUAAGACUACGAGAAGAGCAUAUUGCAGUAUUAAAGCAAUGAACUUUGGAUUGAUGCAACAGCAAGUUCAACCUGAUCACCUGAUGUAUCAGCCCCGAAUAGUAAUAUUGUAUUUGGAGUUAUAAUCCAUGCAACAAGUACAGUCUUCCAGUAUAUUCCCUGAGAACUAUGUAUACAAUUUCUGUCAUGCUCCUUCACAUCAUUCCUUCUGGAUUUGGCAUUCGAAGUAUUCCACCAUUUUUUGACUCUCCUCAAUCUCCACCUUGCUGAGCUCCAUGGGCUCCUGAAAUGCUUGCAUUCGACAUUUUAUGUCCCAUUAUCUGCUCGAGAAAAUAAAUAUACCUGGUUAUUACCAAACCUGAAACUAAUGCUUCCUUACAGAAUGAAAUUAUAUCAAGGAAAAGGAAAAGAUUGCAUGAAGCAACAAAAAAAAAUCCACUGACAAUCUUCUAGCAAUGGGUUUCGACAGACAUCAGUAUACCUAAACUGCAGAAGUUUUAUCGAUAUUGUUUGUCUAUUGUUCUUCUUUCUCAUUUAUUUGCAAGUUGCUCUAAUAGUAUUCCCAUGCUUAUUUAUUUACAAAUUCUCCUGCUGUUAUCAGUGGAAGCAGCUCUUCGUAGGUGGCGUAGGAGCAGACCACCAAGUUGGAGUAUCAACUACUGAAGAAAGGGGCGGCAAAGUUAGCGUAGGUGCAGGCCACAAAGUUGGAGGGUCAUCUGAGUCAAACCGAGCCCAUGGAAGAGCGGGACGUAGAGAUGGAGGAUGAGCUGACUAGGGAGUUGGGAGCUGCAGACGCUUACGCAGACUAUGAUAUUGAAGUCACAAAAGAAGGUGAAGCCAUUUAAUGAGUAUUUAGCACUGAUCAGCUCUGCAGAGAAUGCUAGAAAGAGCCAUCUUCCACAGUUUAUCGCCUUGAUUUAUUUCCUUUUGUACAGUUAAUUCUGUUAUUAUCCUAGUCUACCUUAGGUUUUUCGAAUUGAUAAAUGACAUCUCUCUGAUGUUGGUUGGUUAUGCUGGUAAACUAAGUCAGUCAUUUCAAUUAAAGCCUACUACUCCCUCCGUCCCCUAAAUAUUAUCCCACUUUGACCUGGCAUAGGUCUUAAGAAAUGUAAUAAAAAGUGGAUUGAAAAAGUUA